AUGCUACUGGAGCCUAUCAACAGCCACUUGGGGGCCCUGAGCAUAUGUUUGGGCACCAGUCAUGAACCUGUCACGGCUGAGCGACGCGGCAGCGACCAAGGUUUCGUCAUGCUCAAGCACUGUCUACUCGUACGAAAGGCUGCGCAGUGCUGUCUCCGUCCCUCCUCCUGUCCGCCUCAGCCUGACCAAGACUCGCCGCAUGCGACAGGAUCCCGGGGCAAUGUAAUGGACGUGCCCGUCGAUCUCCCCACACCAGCCGCCGAGCAUCAUAAGCCCGCCCUCCGCCCCUCCAGCGCUCGCUGA
Messenger RNA from Parastagonospora nodorum SN15, 303 nucleotides. RefSeq lists its product as hypothetical. The coding region runs from base 1 to 303 and encodes 100 amino acids. Lineage: Eukaryota; Fungi; Ascomycota; Dothideomycetes; Pleosporales; Phaeosphaeriaceae. The transcript has 2 exons. The record is from RefSeq and is a predicted model, not a curated record.